Lucilia cuprina (Australian sheep blowfly) is the source of this 574-nucleotide messenger RNA. Its product is annotated as keratin-associated protein 19-2-like. Bases 105 to 470 code for a protein of 121 amino acids. Lineage: Eukaryota; Metazoa; Arthropoda; Insecta; Diptera; Calliphoridae. The record is from RefSeq and is a predicted model, not a curated record. The transcript has a single exon.
UUUGUUAACAUUUCAAAACAAAAAGAUCGCUUACAUAGUUCAGAGAUUUAACUACAUACUUACUUAGUAAAUAAAUUACAUAUUUAUAUAAAUAAAUCUACAAAAUGAAAUUGUUUAUAAGUAUUUUGGGACUUUGCCUAUUGGCCAUUUGCUCCAGCUUGCCAAUUGAACACGAACAAAAGAUUACUUUGGAGUCAGUGUCUAAUGUAGCCGAUCAAGGCGAUGCAAAUGCUGAUCAUGUACGCUUAGCUCGUGGUUACGGUGGUUAUGGUGGCUAUGGCGGUUAUGGAGGAUAUGGCGGUUAUGGUGGCUAUGGUGGUUAUCCUGGUUAUGGCGGUUAUGGUGGCUAUCCUGGUUAUGGUGGCUACGGCGGCUAUCCAAUUGGCGGAGGCUUUGGAGGUGGUAUUAGUGGUGCUAGUGCCUCUGCAUCUUCAUCAUCUUUCGGUGGUGGCUUCGGUUUUGGUAGAUAAGAACAUCAUAAGAGCCGCUUUACUUAAUGUUUAAUUGUAUCUAGUGAAAUUAUUAUUUUUAAAACAAAAUUAAAUAAAUUAUUUUUUUUUUAUUUAUAUGAAAA